AUGGCUCACCAAGGAGAUCAGAAGCGUGACAAGGAGAAUAGUUUGAAGGCGAAGCGCGAUAAAAAUGAUACCAACAAUACAGAAGAAGUUGAUGAAGAUAAUACCGACAUGGCACGUUUGACCAGAUACAACGAUGGUUCGGUUAAGCUGCGCAAUCCCAACAUUGAACUCAUGGAUCAAGAUAUCCUGUACCAUCUGGCGCUUGGUAGCGGUAGCCAUGAUCUGCACGAAAUGUUUGGCGAUGUGAAGUUUGUCUGCAUGGGUGGAACACCGAAGCGUAUGGAAACGUUUGCUCACUUUAUUAUGGAAGAAAUCGGUUACAAACUUCCCGCUGGUACUCAGCUGCAAGAUAUCAGUGCAUUUUCCUAUCGCUACUCCAUGUACAAGGUUGGGCCUGUACUCUCCAUUAGCCAUGGUAUGGGGGUACCUUCUGUAGGUAUCCUUCUCCAUGAGCUUAUUAAGCUGAUGUACCACGCCAAGGUAAAGGAUCCGAUCUUUGUGCGCAUUGGUACAUGCGGCGGUAUCGGUGUGGAAGGUGGCACUGUCGUCAUUACGGAAGACGCAUACGAUGGUUUGCUUCGAAACAGCUACGAGUUGGCUAUUCUUGGAAAAAUAGUUCAUCGUCCGGCAAUUUUGGACAAACGACUGGUGCGGGAACUGAAGUCACUAGCCACACACGAUGAUCCAUAUGAGACGAUUACUGGCAAAACGAUGUGCACCUACGACUUCUACGAAGGUCAAGGCAGAUUGGAUGGUGCAUUCUGCGAGUUUACAGAAACGGACAAAAUGACAUAUUUGGAAAAAUUGCGCGACUUCGGCGUGGUGAACAUCGAGAUGGAGUGUACCAUAUUUGCCGCACUUACUCAUUACGCCGGUAUCAAGGCGGCGAUCAUAUGCGUCACGCUGCUGGACAGACUGAAGGGUGACCAAGUGAUGGCCCCGAAGGAGGUAAUGAACGAAUGGCAACAACGACCACAGAUAUUAGUUUCCCGGUUAAUUAAGAAGCACCUCGCCCAGAUGGGCCACCUAAAGUCGCUCGCCUCGACACCGUCGUCCAUCAAGUCGCCGCGCCGAUUUAAGCUGGUGCAGCAGGAAUCGGAAGCGCACGAGUAA
Molecule: messenger RNA, 1113 nt
Organism: Anopheles marshallii
Lineage: Eukaryota; Metazoa; Arthropoda; Insecta; Diptera; Culicidae
Product: uridine phosphorylase 1
Exons: 6
Coding region: 1-1113 (370 amino acids)
Biological process (GO): uridine catabolic process; nucleotide catabolic process
Cellular component (GO): cytoplasm; cytosol
Molecular function (GO): uridine phosphorylase activity
Source: RefSeq, a predicted model, not a curated record